Messenger RNA from Colossoma macropomum (tambaqui), 10246 nucleotides. RefSeq names its product methyl-CpG-binding domain protein 5-like. Gene Ontology annotation, cellular component: chromocenter; nucleus. The transcript is spliced from 10 exons. Gene Ontology annotation, molecular function: chromatin binding; DNA binding. The record is from RefSeq and is a predicted model, not a curated record. NCBI's taxonomy places the organism in Eukaryota, Metazoa, Chordata, Actinopteri, Characiformes, Serrasalmidae. Bases 975 to 5273 code for a protein of 1432 amino acids.
CCAAGCAGCCCGGAGAGAGGCAGUGGAGCAGAGGCGGCGGAUGGGGCAGCUUUUUAUUUCUCUUUUUAAAGGGACAGAGUCGAUUUGCGACGAGCCAAAAAAACGGACUAUUCCUUCGCCGUCGACCUCUCGGGGACUUCAAACGAACGGGAACGAUGCGCGGGACGGCUGUUAUGAGAUAGAAAAUCCGGGGAGAGGGAUCCAAAAGCCUCUCCUCCUCCUCCUCUUCUCCUCUCUCUCCUCCUCUCUCCUCUCCUCCGCUCGCUCACCGUCUCUCCUGCUCUCCCUCCGAGCUACACUGGCUACCUACCCCCUUUUCGCUAGCAUUAGCUCCCCCUCUCUCUCCCUACUCCUGCCUCCUCCGCUUGGCCUCUCCGCUUUGAGACGUUUCACUGGAUACUUUAAAUCAGCCAGCCUCGGCUAAAACACAAAAAACUUGGCUAUUUUCGUGGUGGGAAGGAGAAUAACAAGGAAUCAUGCAAGUCAUGGCUGCUCUGAUGCGUCGGCCGUGCAUGUGAUGGGGAUUUUGGGUUUGAACUUAUCUGCCUGAGAGAAGAUGAGAAGCGUCCAUCUUUGGAAGGAGCAGCCUUGUAACCUAGCCAGCAGCCUCUUGUGUUGAGUGCGGGCUGCGCGGUGGCUCGCACUGUAAUCAUGUGUUUUCUUCUCUGAGGUACGUCGUGUUUCGCCUAUGUAGCCCUGGAACUGCGUCAAAGCGCUCAUGGCUCUGAGUGGUCAGAGACCGACAUGGGAAACCCCAUCUGUGUUUAGUAGCAUCGCGAUGAGGCUCGUCAGAGGCGUGGUCCCCCUGUGAGCCCGUCUCACUCGCCCUGGAAACGCUUCCCCGCAGCCGACUUCGUUAAAGGAAAGUUGUAGUGCUCUUGUCCUCCCGUUUCAGAGAGACACAAUGACACGUGGUGUUGGGACAGUGAAGAACGUGUGAUCUCUCCGGCGGAGUCGAGCACUAACCCAGAAAAAUGAAUGGCGGAAAGGAGAGUGAAAGAGGGGAGGGGGAGGGGCAGCCUGCACCUGCCCAGGUGCCCAUUGGCUGGCAGCGGAAAGUGGAGUCCACUGGGGUCGUCUAUAUCAGUCCCAGUGGUUCAGUGCUGUCCUGCUUGGAACAGGUAAAGUCCUAUCUACUCACGGAUGGCACCUGUAAGUGUGGCCUGGAGUGUCCGCUCAUCCUCCCCAAGGUGUUUAAUUUCGAUCCUGGGGCCGCUGUCAAGCAGAGGACUGCGGAGGAUGUGAAGGCCGAUGAGGAUGUCACAAAGCUUUGCAUCCACAAGAGAAAGCUCAUUGCUGUAGCCACUCUGCACAAAAGUAUGGAGCUGCCGCACCACUCCCUAACGCUGACCGGUCCCAGCGGAGGCACAAGUGCCACCUCUAUGGCCCCUACCAUCCAGCGAUCUGCAACCCCUCGAGCAAUAAGGAAUAAGUCCCAUGAUGGGCUGCCCAAUUCAGCGCUGCCUGACUGCAAGAACCCAUUCAAGAUGAUGAUGGCAGCAGGUCAACGGCACUACUCCGCGGAUAUGAGUGGUUCUCAGCAGCCGGAGCAUUAUUCCGGCUACCCUCGACAAAGAUUGGGCAGCAGUGAGCCAGGGCCUAAGUCCCCCUACCGCAGCGGGCCUGGAGGCAUGCUUAGCCCUUCCUCAGGCUCACAGGUCUACGGGGAUGGCUCUCUGUCCCCAAGAACUGACCCUUUGGGCAGUCCGGAUGGAUUUGCACGAAGCAAUGCCUGCGGCCUCCAGGGGGCUGGCAGCCCCAGCCCAAUUCAUGGCAACAGCAGGAUACCCCUUUCCCCUCCUGGUAUCAUGAUCCAUGGUUCUCCUGUCACUCAGCUGUCCUGUGCUAUGGCUGGAAGGACUAACACGCCUCUCUCUCCCCCAGUCCCCAACAAAAGCCCCAUCAUGAAAAAGCCACAUUGUAAUGUCAACUACCAACCUAGCAUGGAAAUGACCAGAGCAGUAUUUCAUCACAAGGCCCAGUCUGCAUCUCAUCCUGUUCCUCCCUCUGCUAUUCCCCCUUUAUGUGCUCUCCAGAAAAAACAGUUGACCUCAGAGAAGGACCCUCUGGGAAUCCUGGACCCUAUACCAAGUAAACCGGUCAUUCAGAGUCCCAUGACAAACCCAAGCCCAUCCAACUUCCAGCCCAAUGCCCACUCUCAGGUACCAAUGAUGAAUGUAAACAUCCCUCCUGCUAUCGUCCCAUUGCCAAGCAACCUUCCCUUACCAACGGUGAAACCUGGGCCGGUUGGCCACGGUGGGCACAUGCAGAGGACUCAGCAUGGAGCAGCCACAUCCAUCUCCCCCUCACCCGUUACAUCCCCUGUUCACAUGUCUGGGCCUGCACUUGGCCGCAUGGAGGCCUCUCCACAGCGAUCCCGCUCCUCUUCCACCUCCUCAGACCACGGGAGCUUUGCCAUGCCCUCAGGGCCCCAGGCCCCUUGUGGCAGCAUGAAGGUUCCACCACGGUCACCCAGAUCCUCCAUGGGUUCACCCAGACCUGCCUUGCCUUCCAGCCCCUCUGCCAAGCCCGACACACUCCACCAGUACAAAGACCCCAACCAGGUUCUGAUGGGUAAUGCGAUCAGUAGUCAGCACAACCCCAUGUUUCCUCCAGCCUCAGGCAGCAGUGCCCCCCAGAAGAACCACCCCGGACUCCUGGGCAUGCCCCUCAACCAGAUCCUCAACCAACACAAUGCUGCCUCUUUCCCUGCCAGCAGUCUCCUUUCAGCAGCAGCCAAAGCACAGCUAGCAAAUCAAAACAAAUUAGGUGGUAGCAGUGGUGGGAUGGGUGUCAGUGGUGCUGGUGUGAGUGUUGGUGCGGGAAUGGGUGCUGGUGCUGGGGGCAUGGGGAGUGGAGGCACUGGCAUUGCCGGUGGUGGUGGUAACGGAAGUGGGGGCAGUGGGAUGCCUUGCCCAGUUGGUGGUGGAAGUGGCAGUGGUGGUGGUAGCAGUGGUAGCAGGGCUGUUGAAGGGCCCAAUACUUUAAAUCCCAUGCUGCCACCAAGUUCCACCAUGCUCAUGCCCAUGCCCGAGGGCCAGAGUGGACGUGCAGCCUUGCGGGACAAGCUCAUGGCCCAGCAGCGUGACCCUCUACGGAAGCGCAAACAGCCGCUCAACAGUGGCAGUCACGACAACAUGGUCUACAGUAUGCUAAAACCAGACAUGGCUGGCCCCAGGCCACCAUGCCCUCCCUCGGAGCAGAUGAGGAAAGUGCCCCGGCUUGGAGGUCUACCUCCAAACACAUCCAUGGCCCAGCUGCUCCAGUCAAUGAGCAACCAGAGCUCUCACAUGGUCAGGGGCAGUCGGCCACUUCCUGCAGGCCCCGGUCAAAUGCACUUUGGUGAGGGUGCAUUGCCCCCUGGAGUUGCCCAACAAAGCAUGCAGUUACAGCAGCGACUACACGGCCAAGCAGACUCAAUGCACUGUCCUGGCUUGGAGCCUGGUACUCAAGGUCCUCAUACACAGUUCCCAGGGAUGAUGAACCAGAUGCAAGCCCCAGCUAUGGGGAACUGUGCACCUUUGGGCCAAAGUGGACAGGUUCCCCUCAGACACCCAGCCAUGGGACACCCGAGCACUCACCCACAGCAAAUGUCUCACUUACAUCAACAGCAGCAAGGCCAUCCUCAUGGGCACAUCCGGCCAAAUAUGUCCUGUAUGGUACCCAGUAGCAGUGAUGGUAGCUGUACCCAAGCCAUGUCUGACACAGGUGACGCUUCAUCACUGAACUGCGGGAUGGGCAAUAUGAUGGGCGGCGCAGGACAAAUGUACCAGCAGCAUCAGCUGCACCCAGCACUACAGGGCGUACAUAGGGUCUCCCCAUACCAGGGCCAGGGGCACCCCUACUCAGAAACGCCCUUUCCAGAAAAUAACGCCCCCAACUCCAACAUGACCUGUCUGUACCAGGACUACCAGGGUUGCAUGCCUGACAGCACCCCUGUUUCUCAUACACAGAUGAGUUCUCAGCCUGGCAUGACUUCGCUUCCUACCGAGACGGGAAUGUUCCAGGACGGUCAGCAGGAGCUCCCGGGUCAGAGCGAGGUCACUAUGGCAGGAGCCACGGGAAGUCAAGGGUCAGAGAGAUUGCCGGGGGGCGGCGGUGCUGAAGCGGUAGAUGCAAUCUAUCGGGCAGUGGUAGACGCUGCAAGCAAAGGCAUGCAAGUGACCAUCACCACGACGGUGAGCAGCAGCACGCAGGCCAGCCCCGUCCCUGCGCUCAGUGCCAUGACCGCCUUCACCGCCUCCAUUGGCGAGCCUCACAGCUUGCCGCAUGCUGUCAACGCAGUCAUCCAUGGUCCCAGGGGGUCCGAGGGUCCGGAGGUGCUGACCAGACCCCCGCCGCCUCCAUCGCGAGCCGGCCGAACCCGCAGGAGUUCUGAGCAGGGCAAGAGCACGCCGGAGAGCACGGAAACGCACGAGUACUUUCGCUCGCCCCGCCGGCAGUGGGAAGAGCCCGGUCACGCCCAGUGGAGGGGGGAAGAGUUUCUGGAAUGUUCCACACAGGUGCGGAGCAGCCCAUGUGGCGAUGGGGGUGAUCGAGCAGGUGCCAUGGCAACAACCCCGCAGUCCCGUGACCCACCUGAGCCACAGGGUGACGAUACUGGGAACUUCCGCUACAACCAUUGCACCCGCACGCCGGUCAACUUCAAGGAGCGACUGGAGCAGACAGUGGAGCGCUGUGCCCAUGUCAACGGUGGCCUGCCCCCUUCUGGCCGCGGCGGUGGCUACGGUGAACCGCUGACGGGGGACGACCAGUCACCAGGAUCCUCCACUAGCCUAGAGGGACCGCUGCUGAAGGACUACGCUCACUUCAAUGGGCACUUUAAUGGGCACUGCGCACCGAGCCCCUCCGACACCAAGAGCCUGAGCAGUGAGGAGGAGCUGCGGCACCCGGACUCGCCCUCCGCCGACCUGCUGCCCUACCGGUCCAGAGGCUUCAUGGGCGAGCUCGUUUGGCCAAUCAAAGGCUUCCCUCCCUGGCCCAACAAACUGGUGGGGGAGGAGCACGGGCACAAUCCCAGCAUGCAGCUGUCUGACCAGGCCAAGGUGGAGCCUGAGAAGCUGAAAACACUAACACAGGACCUGGAGGCGCUGGACAGAGCCGCCAAAAGGAACAGAAUAGCUGGGAAGUUGAAUAAUCAUUUAGAAGCUGCUAUCCAGGAAGCCAUGAGUGAGCUGGACAAGAUGUCAGGCACUGUACAUCCGAUGUCCUCGAGAGAGCGAGAACGGCAGGUGAAGCUGCCCAAACCCAAGAGGAGGAAAAUCUCCAGAUAACAGAGAGAGAAACCAGUGACCAGAGCAGUAUCCAGCCUCAGAGCUACUCAAACACACACGCAUCCUCUCUCGUUCUCUCUCUCUCUGUUCAACUCCGACCUGGUGCUAUGCUCUAGCAGACGGCUCGUCAAGGCCCCGCCCUCACAAAGUGACUGACAGGUGCUGGAUAAGCCAAUCAGAAAUGGUGGCGAUUUGACUACAACUCACUGAAGAACUAUUUUUUUCUAGAAUACAAAGAAAAUAACAAAAAAAGAAGAAAAAAAUACUGCAUUUAAAGAAUAGACAGUCCAAAUAUUUCUGAUACAUUUUCAAUGUGUAUAUAGACAAUACAGAAAUUUCAUGGUGAAAUCUUGGGAAGAAAAUGUAAAUAUUGUACGAUAAUGCCAUGUACAAGCAGACUCAAUGCAUACUUUAUCUUCAGUUGUACAAAAAAAAAAAACGACAACAAAUCAAAGCAGAAAACAUCUACCAGUGUGUUGGUUUCUAUUCAGUUCUUGGCCCAUAAGGCCACGUGUGAAUAGGAUGAAUAAGAAGAGUCAGUCAGAUACUUUUAUGUGCUUCUGUUGGAGUGUGUGCGUGUUUUUGUUUGUGCGUGUGUGUGUGUGUGUGUGUAGCUGCGACGGGUAGGCAUGGAGUUGAAACCCUGAUCAAUGUCAUCCGCUCACACCAUGGCAGUAAGUGUGCGUGUGAGAGAACAGACGUUUGCAGCUCUGUGUGUGUCGAAGAGUGGACUUCACCAACCGAAAAGGGGCAUGAAACACCGCAGGUCUGACUUCUCUGGUUGUGGUCUUCCUCCACUGAACACUACCAGUCCACAUGUGGCUGAUAUCCAUUUCUCAUCUUUUAUCAUAUUCAUAUUCAGUGCUGGAGGAUUUUAUAGUCUUCUGAUGUUGCUUUAUUUCUAGUGAUUUGUGAGAUUUGUAACUGGCCGCUAAUCUAAUUUGACUGUCCGAGCUCCGGCCACAGAUGUGUUCUUUCGUAGCUACUGUUGCAGUCCAAUUCAAAUGCAGUUCAAACCUAAUGAGAAGUUGCCAUACUCAGUUUCAUUUUUGUGCAAAUCUGGAAAUUCAGAGCAUGUUUAAGGGCCAAUAUCUUGUAAAAUUCCUCACUUUUUUGAAAUGUGAGUUUAAUGUAACAUGUAAACCCUGUAGAGUUUCACUGUUCAUUCACCAGCUCAUAUAUAGAGAAUAAGCUACAAAAAACAGCCUGUUUUUGAAUUCAUUGGUUUUGUAAUGUCAACCAAACAAACACAUUUAAAUAUAUAUGGCUAUUCGGUCUACAGCAUUUUAGCCCCACCGAAUAAUGCUGAAAUUUUGGAAUGUUUUAGCCUAAUGUUUUGGACAACUUUUUGAAUGAGGCACAAUAGAGGACAGCCAAUUAGAACAGAAAUUAUCUAUAUAUGCCAGCCCAAAAUUCAGUUAAAGAGAGGUUGGAAAAUGAUCAUGUAAAAAUUGAAUAAUGGGUCCUUUUGGAGCAUAAAGCCCUGAAAUGUCAUAGGUGGACGUAAGGGUAGAAAAUAAAUAAAUAGAUAAAUAAAAGAAAGAAAGUAAAAUAUAAGACAACUGUAGAAUAUGGGCCCUUUAAUUCCAACUUAUAUAUUUUUUUGUAUGCGUAUGAAAGGUCACACUUUAAGGAUAGAUUAGAUGUAGUAUUUUUGUGUCUUACGGUAAUAUUCGACUGAUUUCUACAUAAUUAAAUUAUUAAAGAUAUAAACAGUCAUGGAGUGGUUUGAUGUGAGUCAGAAUUGUUUACAGUGGUGGUGAUAGGAACCAGAUGUCUAAAUCGUUUAAUGCACAGAAAGUUCUUACACUAAAUGGUUACAAAUAUGCUGCCUUGUGUCAGAAAUUUUUUUUAUGAUAGCUUUUUGAAGGUUUUUCCUAAAACAUAUUUUUUCAUCUAUUAAUGGCAGAGAGGUGCGUGCAGGGGAGUGUCAAAAUAGUCCCCAGUGAAAACUUAGAUUUACCACUACAGACAUUACACAUAAAAACUGACAUAUGUAGGUUCGUUGGUCAUUUUGAAUGGUAAAUAAAAUGGCUGUUUUUUCAUUGUAGACAACGUGACCUCUGGUUCCUGUCACCACCACUGCAAAGAAAUCACCCUUUAACAUCAACCUCUGAAUGACGUUUGCAUCUCAAUAAUUGAAUUAUGCAGAAAUUGUGCAGAAUCAAUGUAAUACCCCUUUAAUUGAGGCUACAUUAACACAGUGUAUUUGUUGUCAUCUCCAGCUUAGACCCCUUUUACGCCUGGUCACUUCACGCAUCUUGAGCAUCAGAAUUAUAUAUCGGGAUAGGACCAAGCCACAUAAAAAUGCAAAUGUAAACGCAUCCAAUUGCUUAAACCACUUCAAGAGGUGGUCUGAGAUGCAAUGCAAAUGCAUCUGUCUCUCCAUUCGACAACCAAAACCCCUCCCAGUACAGUCAAAAGUCCCCAUGCAGUACCUCACUGGGCACGUGAUCCACGUCUUCGAAGAACAUAAUCAUGGUUUGGGACCGGAUGAAAUGAAAUGCUUAUUAGCAUUUCUGCAGACAAAGAGGCUAAAUGGAUAAACGAUUGCUAAUUGGUUGCCGCGUGACGAGUGGAUUUGCAUAUUCCAUCCCACACAGCAGUCGGAUUUCAGUCUGACUCACCUGAGACGCAUUUGACUACCAAGUGUAAAUGCAUGUGGCUAAACUCUUAUCAGGGUACAAUCCAAAUACUACUCCCAUGAAGAGACCAGGUGUGAACGGGGUCUUAAGUUCGAUUGGACACCAUAUCAUGUGUGCAGCCUUACAUAAUGACUCUAAGCUCUGGCUUAACACUCUGUAAACUUUGGGACAGCUACGAAAAAAUGCAUUUGUGCGCAGAGACUGGCUUCAGUUAUUCCAUUGAAUCAUGGAAUAGAUGGACUCCCAUGACCCAACCUCCAAAUCCAAUCCGUCUUCAUUUCACUAAGGCACGUUUGACCCGAAACAGACUGACAGCGUCAUCAAGGGAGAGAGAGAGGUUCAAUUUGCAGUUAGGGGCCUUAUAUUUUCUUUUGUUAUAAAUUAUUUAUGUACAGUAUUCUGUAUUUAUUUUAGCUGUUCAAUUGUACUUGGCAAUAAUACAACCCUGAGCGAAUGCUCGGUAAAGCCUUACAUGUGUAUGUAUAAAGCCUAUAUCUUAUAUGUAUCGCUCUUGUUCAAGAGAUACAGCCUUGAUAUUCAGUAUUAUUCAUUUAACAGAUACCUAUAUUUUCUGCCCUGUUUAUUUAAUGUCUGUGGUGUUUUGUGGCACACGGCUUGUUGUUGUAUAACACUGUUACGUCUUUCUGUUGCGCCGAGCGCGGAGUCGGAGGAGGAAACGGACAAACGGUCUGAUGAAAUACUGAAAUCUUGUACAGACUCAGGGAGACCUGUCAGCCGUUCAGAUUUCAGUUCUAUGAGGAGAGGGCUAUGAUUUGUGGUUUAAGAGGUAUACAGUUUUGAUUUUGGUUUUUAUGGCUGUUUUUUUUUAUUUUUUUUAUUUUUUUUUCCUUUCUUUUUUUCUAUGUAUGGAAUAUCACUGACUGCUGGUCGUAAAUGUAAAUGAGAGAUUAUUAGCCUAAAAGGCUAAAGAGGCCUGUAGGAUUUACCUUUUUUACCCCUAAGUUAGCCUUUUUAUACUGUAGGUUCAAAUCUUAAGCUUAACUAUUGAAAAGAAAGGUGUUGUUGUAAUAGGGCAAGUUUGCCAACACUGUAGGGAUGUGCAAGAAUGAAGUGACUGACCUGAGAACUGUUAACACUACAGAGAACAGAAAUCUCACUAAAAACACUAAUAAGUAUUUGUAGUCCUUGAAACAGGCUAACUAGGUUAGCUUAUUAACUUUGACAUAAGAUUAGCCUAGCAAACUAAUGACAAAUUAGGCAGAUUUAAGGAAAAGUUUAGUCAAAAAAAUGCUAAUGUUGCUAACUGUGAGGGAAAAGUGAUUAGCAGCUAACAUUGUCAUGCUAAUUCAUGUCCACCAGCUUCCUUUCAGCGUUAGCGAUAUUAGCAUGUUUUGUCAAGCUUUUCAUGUAUGAAUACACAUCAUUUGUAAGUUGAUAAUGAUGUGAUACACGUAUCACGAGGCCUACAGUAGACAAUUUAGCGUUUGUUGCUGCUGAUCAGUUGCAGUGAUCAGCUGUCAGAGACUUUAAUGCUAGCGUUUUGUUAGCCUCCUCAUUUUAUUGUAUUCCGUUGCUCCCCAUUUUGUUUCUGCCAUUGUUUUAUCUUUCUUUAUAGGAAAUUCACUACUAAAGUAUUGAGUGCAAUAUAACAGAAUAUGGAUCUGAAAAGCAGCCAUGUUGUGUCAUCUGAAUGUCCUUUACGUUUUCCUCAUGCAAAUGUACACGAACGUCAAGCGAGUUGGAACCUUCUCAGUGUCUGUUGACGCAGUCUGUGGCACAGUUCAACGGUCAAUGCCCUGCUUUUCCUCAGCCUAGUCCACUCUAACUUCUUUAAGACGCUUUGCUAACCGCUCCUGACCCUUAAGUCUGUCCUGCGCAUGUCCCCGGUUUCUGGUGAAGUCCACUCUGCGCUCAGUGCCAUGGCAUGGAGCUCAGAACACACCCUGUUCAACUCCCCUACACUCUGACUCGCAAUGUUUCAAGGUCAAAAACAUUUUUCUUUUGUGUUCAGAUGGUCAAUGUUGUCCAGAACUUUCUGCUUAUGUAUGUUUGCUCAUAUCUUUCAUUUCUGAUUUUCUUGUGUUUUUUUUGUAUCUUUCUUUCUUUCUUUUUGGGCCUCUUUGCUUGCUCUUUAUCUGAUUGGUAUGACCAAGCUUUGCGUCGUCAGUAUCAGAGGUUUUAAUUUUUUCCCCCCAACAUGUAACUAAGUAUAUAUUUUCUCACCAAUAUAUACUUUACGGCCAUUGACUUUGUAAAGUAUGUUGUGCACUUGAUUUCAUUCGUUUCAGAUAGCUUUGAUGCGGAGGUUAGGAAUAGUUUGUUGAAGUCCAUAAUUUCUUAUUGCUUUUUGUUUGUUUUGUUUUUUUG